Molecule: messenger RNA, 3389 nt
Organism: Hydra vulgaris (swiftwater hydra)
Lineage: Eukaryota; Metazoa; Cnidaria; Hydrozoa; Anthoathecata; Hydridae
Product: serine/threonine-protein phosphatase 6 regulatory ankyrin repeat subunit A
Biological process (GO): protein localization to ciliary inversin compartment
Cellular component (GO): ciliary inversin compartment
Molecular function (GO): protein binding
Source: RefSeq, a predicted model, not a curated record
UCUUAUUGCAACAGUAAAAAAUAAAAAUGAGUCUUUUCAUGUUCUAUCCUCAAUCACAUACACAAUUCCAACCCUAUGAAAAUAUUGAGGUAUACCAAUCUGAUAACAUAAUUAUGCAAGAAGCUAUUGAAAGGGAACAGAAAAAUGAUUAUCAUUAUGUCAAUGUGCAAAAUAAUAAACUUUCAAGAAAUAUUUAUAACAGCAUUUCAAUCAAAGUAGCUAAACGUUAUUGCAUUCAGCCUCCAAUUUUGCAAGCAUGUUUUAAUGGAAAUGCUGAUGAAAUACGCUCAUUGAUUGAAAGAGGAGCAGAUGUAAACUACCAGGAUUCUGAAAAACGCACCCCCCUUCACGCUGCAGCACACUGUGGAGAAGUUGAAUGCCUUAAGGUUCUUUUAUCUCACGGUGCUAAGGUAAAUGUAAAAGAUUCCAGAUGGUUGACACCUUUGCAUCGAGCUUGUGCAUCUGGGAGUGAGUCGUGCAUUCGUAUAUUAUUGGAGCAUCAAGCUGAUGUUAACUCUCGUGAUAAAAAUUGGCAAAUUCCUCUUCAUAUUGUUGCUGCUCACAAUUAUCUUCCUGCAGCUGAUGCUCUCCUACCUCAAGUUAGCAAUGUUAACAUAACAGAUAGGGCUGGUCGAUCAAGUUUACAUCAUGCUGCCUACAAUGGGCAUGCAGAGAUGUUGACUUUGUUAUUGUUUCGUGGUGCAAAUAUUAAUGCUACAGAUAAAAAAGAUAGAAGACCUAUACAUUAUGCUGCUUUUAUGGGUCAUUCAGAGAUAAUUCAUAGAUUAGCAAGUAAUAAUGCAGAUUUGAAUUGUGCUGAUAAAAAGGGUUACACUCCUCUUCAUGCUGCAGCAUCUAUGGGUCAAGCUGAAGCAUUAUCUGAUCUUUUAGAUCUUGGAGCAAAUGUAAAACUUCAAACCAUGGCAGGAAAUACUGUAUUGCACAUUGCUUGUUUAAAUGGACAAAGCGGCAUUAUUGUUGAUUUGAUGUUGCACGGAAUGGAAAUAAAUGCAGUUAAUCACAAAAUGCAGUCUGCAUUGCAUAUGGCUUGUGCAAGUCAUGCUGGUGGGGCAUGUAUUGAUUUGUUACUUCAAAAUGGUGCUGAUCCAAAUAUGGCGGAUUCAUUUGGUCGUACAUCCAUUCAUAUUUGUGCUGUACAUGGUCAUGUAUCGCGAGUACGUUCACUUAUUGAGAAAGGUGCAAAUAUCAAUGUGCUUGAUAAGAAUGGAAAUUCACCAUUACAUUUGGCUGCUAGACAUGGUCAUGAGUUGUUUGUACUAGAAUUAUUAAGCAAUGGAGCAAACCCAUUUGAGCGUGGAGAGGAUAGCAUGACUGCAUUGCAUAUGGCAGCGUUAGGUGGCUAUACAGGAUGCUGCCGUACACUAAUUGCAAAUGGAUGUAAUGUAAAUUCUAUUGAUGGUAAUGAUCGAACUCCAUUGCAUUGUGCUGCAUGUUCAGACAGUCAUGAAUGUUUACAAUUGUUGCUCAAACAAGGAGCUGAAUAUGACCUUUCUGACAAGCUUGGUAGAACACCAUUACACUAUGCUGCAGCAUAUAUAAACCAUAAAUGUGUUAAAUUUCUUUUGGCAAAAGGAUGUGUUGUUGACAAGCAAGAUACGUGCGGCUGCUCUCCUCUACAUUAUGCUUGUGCUAAAGAUAAAGAUGGAUUAACUGUUGAACUUCUUUUGAAAAAUGGAGCUGAUGGAAAUAAACAAGACAAGCGAGGUUUUGUUGCACUACAUUAUGCAGCACUAAAUGGACAUAAAGGAACAAUUCAGAUGUUAUUAGAUGUUUUUGAAGAAAAAGAAAAAGUUGGCAAAAAGUCUGAUACAGUUACAUCCCUUACAACUCCUUUGCAUUUUGCAGCGUUUUAUGGUCAUGAGCAAGCAUUAUCUGCUCUUAUGCCUCAUUAUAAAAAUCUGAAUGCUAAUGAUGAUAAUGGUUGUACUGCACUUGAUUUGGCCUCAUAUGCUGGUCACACAGGCUGUGUAAAUCUACUGUUAGCAAGUGAAAGUCAGACUGAUGUUUUAGUUUAUUCACAUAAAUCCAAAAGGACAGCUUUGCAUGCAGCAGCAUACAACGGACAUACUGAAUGUUUAAAGUUACUUCUCAAAAAUGCUGAAGCUGAAGGAGUUGUAGAUUGUUUGGAUGGCCAAGAUAGAACGCCACUUAUGUUAGCUGUUAUGAAUGGACAUAGAGAUAGCGUAUUAUUUUUAUUAGAACAAUCAGCUAAUCCUAAUGCUGUUGAUGUUAAUGGGAUGACUGCAACUCAUAGAGGAGCUAUAUGUGGUCAUGAAGAAUGUGUUGAUGCACUGCUUAAUGCUGGGGCUGAUCCAAAUGCUAGGGACAUUCAUGGUCGCACACCUAUAAUUUAUUCAGCUAUAUGUGAUCAUAUUGGUAUUCUUGGUACAUUGAUCCAAUCUGGUGGACUAGCAUACAACCUAGAUGCUAAAAAGUAUUCUGCUUUGCAUUGGGCAUGUUACAUGGGAAAUGAAAGUUGCACAGAACUUCUUCUUGAAGAAAAUUCACAAACUGCUUUGAAUGGAAAUCCUUUUUCACCUAUUCAUUGUGCAGCAAUCAGGGGUAAUGAGGCAUGUUUAGAAGUUUUAAUCGAUGCGUUGGGUAAUGAUGUUAUAAAAUUAGUUGACUCAAAAGGAAGAACACCUCUACACGCUGCAGCAUUUAAUGACCAUACAGAUUUCAUUCAGUUGCUUAUUGAACGUGGUGCUGAUGUAAAUGCAAUAGAUAAGCACAAUCAAACUCCUAUAAUGAUUGCUUCAAAACAUGGAAAUUUUAACGCUCUCGAUGCUUUAAUGGAAAGUAAAGCAAACGUUAAUCUCGUUGACAAGGAUGGAAAUACGGUGUUACAUCUGUCUUGUAUGAAUAAUCAUCAGACGUGCGCAUUACACGUUCUUGAACGAAUUCAAGAUCAGUAUGUUAGUUUUCCAAAUUCACUCGGGUUGACUCCAUUACAUAUUGCCGCUAGACAAGGAUUAUCCAAUGUUGUGUGUGGCUUAGUAGACAGAGGGGCAAAUAUGCACACAGAAUGCAAACAAGGUAAUUUACCAAUACUCUAUUGUGCUUCCGACAAGAACACUCGUGAAUGUCUUCGAAUUAUUCUCUCUGCAAUGAUUCUUUCGAAUGACUUAUCUUCGAUGAUAUCAAGAACAUCUAUUUCUCGAACUGAUCAAGAAGAAAUAAAUGCGGAUUAGUAGAUGAUCGUACAUUCGUCUACUCCGUCAUAUUUACGCGCCAAUAAUAAAUAGUUGCUAUAUUCUUGCGAAACGCUCGUGUAUAUCUUUUUUAUAAAUGCUGGGUUUUUUAAAAAGCAUAGUUUUAUUUUCUGAAUACUUUUACUAGUAAAUGGUUUGCAUGUAUUUAUUGGUUUA